Puntigrus tetrazona (Sumatra barb) is the source of this 5791-nucleotide messenger RNA. Its product is annotated as protocadherin beta-6. The record is from RefSeq and is a predicted model, not a curated record. Gene Ontology annotation, cellular component: plasma membrane. Gene Ontology annotation, biological process: homophilic cell-cell adhesion. Gene Ontology annotation, molecular function: calcium ion binding. The coding region runs from base 522 to 2957 and encodes 811 amino acids. NCBI's taxonomy places the organism in Eukaryota, Metazoa, Chordata, Actinopteri, Cypriniformes, Cyprinidae. The transcript is spliced from 2 exons.
AAUGUUUUAAUCACACACACACACACACACACACAUAGCACAAUGUGGAUCUGUCCGUGGUGCUGAACUUUUUACUUUUCAUUCGUCGAGAAAAACGCAAUAAACCUGCUUUAAAUACAAACGCACUUAUUAAUUUGUUAAUAAAUGUUACUUUUAACAUUUGCUGCCAAACUGUGCAUUAAAAAAUAGGCUUUCAUUAAGGACGUAAACAUUUUUAUCAUUCCGUAACGAAAUCCAAUACUGUAUUUUCACAAGUAACCUUUUUUUGACAUAAAAUAUCAAAUUUUUCAUCUUCACGCGAUGUCGCUGCGCUGCUGAUCUUGGCUUCAAGGGGAGGAUGCGAGAACAGCUUGGCUUUCUGUUGGUCGGAGGCAGAGAGAGAGAGCGGCUCAGUCCGAUCCGCGGCACGGCGCUAUGGCGAUGCUCUGCUGGGCGCUCUCAAGAACCCAAACCCCCGCUAACCUCCACCCGUUUUGGAGCGCACUGCUGUAUUUCUUGUGAAAGGCAGCGAAGGCGUCGCCAUGAGCUCUGCGAUGGAUCCGCGGAGGAGAAGGCGGCUCGGUUUUGUCGUCCUCUCCGCGAUGUGGAGUCUCGCCUCGGCUGUAACGAGAUACUCCAUCCCUGAAGAAAUUCCGGUCGGCACGGUGAUCGCAAAUAUCGCCGCGGAUUUGGGCCUCGACGCGCACAGUCUGCUGGAGCGAAAGGUAAAACUGGAUUACAUCCAUAGCAAGAAAAACCUAGAGAUAAACGAAAAAACCGGAGAGCUGUUUAUCGCUGAGAAAAUCGACCGGGAGUAUUUAUGCCCGGCCAAAACAUCAUCGUUUUGCUUCCUCAAGAUGGACGUGAUAAUAGAGAGUCCGAUACGUAUAUUUAAUAUCGAAUUGGAAAUUAUGGACAUCAAUGACAACGCGCCUCAGUUCAGGAGGGAGAGAAUACCGCUCGAUAUUUCAGAAUCAGCGACACCCGGAGAGAGGUUUUCUUUAACGAACGCGGUGGACGCAGACGUCGGAGAGAACUCAAUCGAGACCUAUUAUCUGAGUGACAGUGACACUUUUACCAUUGAAAUCCAGUCUGGAAGCGACGGGACUAAAUACGUCGACUUGGUGCUGAAAGAGAGUUUAGACAGAGAAAAACAAGCCGUUCACACGCUAACCCUCACCGCCGUGGACGGCGGCGUACCUGCGCGCUCGGGAACGGCCAGCAUUGUCGUUCAAGUGCUGGACACCAACGACAACGCCCCUCAGUUUGAUCGACAGGUGUACUCGGUUGACCUCAUCGAAAAUGCACCAAUCGGGACGCUGAUUAUGCAGCUGAACGCCACCGAUUUGGACGAAGGCGUCAACGCGGAUGUCACGUACUCCUUCACUUUGUACACAUCCGAGAAAACGCAAGAAAAGUUCUCGUUGGAUCCCAGCAGUGGAGAAAUAAGAGUGAGAGACAUGAUCGACUUUGAAGAAGUGAAGAGCUUCGAGAUGUACGUCGAGGUCAAAGACAAAGCCGUGAAUCCACUUUCUGGUCAGUGUAAAAUUUUGGUGUUCAUCACGGAUCUGAACGACAACCAUCCUGAAAUUACGAUAAAAUCGUUUCAGAGUUCGAUUAAAGAAAACGACCCUGUAGGAACAGUGAUCGCCGUCAUCAGUGUGAGCGACAGGGACUCUGGGGAUAAUGGUAAGGUUGUUCUUUCCAUCCACAAUGCUGAGAUUUUACCAUUUGCUCUUAAUAAGUCGUCUGAAGAAUUCUUCGAGUUGACAGUCACAGAAUCGCUUGACCGGGAGCUCAAAAACAGUUAUGAUAUCACACUUUAUGUGACAGACAGAGGAACCCCUCCUUUGACGGAUAAUGAAACGAUCAGCCUUACAAUUCAAGACGUCAACGAUAACGCCCCAGCCUUUUCUCAGUCCUUCUAUACCAUUCAUUUAAUGGAAAACAAUGAACCUGGGGCGCUGCUCGCCUCCUUAACGGCCCACGACCCAGACCUGCAUGAAAAUCAGUAUAUCGUUUACUUCAUCAUAGAAAAGGAGAUCGCCAACACCUCAAUGUCCAUGCUGUUUUCCAUCAAUCCCGAGAACGGCAACCUCUACGCGUUACGCACAUUUGACUACGAAAGAGAGAAGGAGUUUCUAUUUCACAUCGAAGCUAGAGAUUCAGGGCUUCCUCCUCUUAGCAGCAACAUGACCGUGCAUAUCAUCAUCCUGGACCAAAACGACAACACACCACUUAUAGUUUCUCCGUGGCGUCCGCAAGGUGCUGUUAUAGAAGAAGUAAUCCCGAGGUCGAGCGAUAAAGGGUCCCUGGUCACCAAGGUCAUUGCGUUAGACGCAGACUCUAUGCAGAACUCACGAAUAACGUAUCAGUUCCUCCAGAUCACAGAUACCACGCUAUUCAGCCUCGACCAGUACAACGGCGAGAUACGAACCACUCGCAUGUUCAGUUACAGAGACCCCAGACAUCAGCGCCUGGUCAUCAUAGCCAGAGACAACGGAGAUCCUCCUCGCUCCGCCACGGUGACCAUCAAGAUCUCCACGGUGGAGCAAGUGGUCACCCAGUUCACCGAAACCACAGAGGUGCCUAUCGAAUACGACCUGUUCACUGAUCUCAACCUGUAUUUGCUGAUCGGUUUGGGGUCGGUGUUGUUUCUUCUGCUCAUAACCAUCCUGGUGAUCAUCGUGCUGAAAUGUCAAGAACCCAAACCCUCUCAAGCGGCUCAUCAGGGUAGGAACAGCAUCAUCAGCCAGAGGAACUCUUCCACCAUCGCCGACUCUACUCUCAUCUCUAGCGAUGCCUACUGGUACAGUCUGUUUCUGGCAGAGACUAGAAAAGGGAAGGUGGUGGUCCGGCAGCCCCUUCCUAACGGAGCAGGGUUCAUUGUGUCGAGCAUCCCAGGAAGUGCUGCUCUCACAGAGACCAGUGCUUCGAGGUCUUCCACUUUGCAGGAGUCAAGCAGUGAUUUACCGUGAUCUAGACACGCUGACUGACGGAUCCCAACCUUCCACACCAGACAGAUUGACCUUCUGUUCUACCGUUUUCAGGGUUCAGUUCGAUUCAAGACUGUGAAGGAUCAAAGUUUUCAAACACUUCCAGGCAGCAUUUUAAUAUCCUUUCAUAUUUUCUAUUAAUUUAUAAUAUUAACAAUUUAUGUUACUUAUUAUUUCCCGUGCUCUUGAUGCUCGUGUCAGACUAGGCAUAAAGAUUAUUCGGUUACUUCUAUUGAGUUGUUUUGAACAUCACUUCUUCUCCGGCUUCCUGUUCUUCGCGCAGCCUUUUUGGCUAAAAGAAGAACGAACUUUUAAGACCAACAUUGUGUCAGAGAGAGACAUUCAGUGCGGCUUUGUGGCGAUUUAAGGCUGGGUCUAACAACUGUAUAUCGGCCACUUGCAACCACAUUGAGCAUGACUUUGCAUGGCUAAGACAAACAAGAUGGACUUUUUCUAUCUAAACGACUUCUAAAUAGACUCUGCUACAGAGCAAAGACAGAAGUGAUACUUCGCGGCUACAAAAAGAACUGGACUUUCACCUGUCUGGUUCUACUAAGAUAUGAACUAUUAGAGAUGAAAAGAGGGUCGAGACUGUUAAAGGCUUCUGGUAUUAAUGAUGCUCUAUUUUUACACUGAUAAAACACGCUGAGGAUCAGAUGAGCACAAUCUAAUGAGCCAGGCAUUGUCUAUACCUCAAAACACUUGGUUUCGCCAGCUACGUGGCGCACAUGAUUCAUGUUGAUUUUUUUGUUUUGUCUACCAAAUACCACAAACGGCCUAAAAAGCAUCAAAAAGCACUGAAAAAUACAUUAUUUAAAGUCCUAUACAACUGCUACAAAAAAGUAAGAAUCACACAAAUGACACUUUAUAAAAAGGUUUUACUUGUUUACAUUAGUUAACAUUAAACAAUUAGUCUUAGUUUUAAUUGCGACGUACAGUAAUUCAACGUUAAAAUCAUAUGCGUCACCUGAAGGGACACGGUGGUGGAAUAAAAUUGAAGUAGGUGGGAAAAAAUUCGAGGUGCAAGGAAAAAAUAUACUUUUUUGCAUUCUCUCACAAAACUUUAGCAUUCUGAGGGAAUGCAAAAAAUAAUGCAAACAUUUUUUUCCUCCCAUCCUGAUUUUUUGUCCACCACCGCGUCCCUUUAGGGGCUCCGUACGAUCCAAAGUUUUAUCUGUUGUUACAUAUUAUACUGUAUUGCAAUAUUGCAUUAAUGUUACUGUAAUUUGUAACUCUGGACCACAGAACCAGCCGCAAGUUGCUGGAGUAUGUUUGUAGCAAUAGUCAAAAAAAGUAUGGGUCAAAAUGUGCCAAAAAUCAUUAAGAUAUUAAGUACAGGUCAUGUUCCAUGAAGACAUUUUGUAAAUUUCAAACCGUAAAUAUAUUACAAGUGAUUGAUUAGUAAUAUGCGCUGAUUCGUUUGGACAAAAGGUGUUUUUCUCAAUAUUUAGAUUUUUUUUGCCCCCUCGGAUUUUUAAAUAUCUCAGGCAAAUAUUGUCCUAUCCUAACGAACCAUACAUCAGUGGAAAGAUUAUUCAGCUUUUAGAUGAUGUAUAAAUCUCAAUAUUUGUAAAAGCAUGACUUGUUUUGAGGUCCAGGGUCCCAUACAGUAAUAUUAUAGACAUGAGCCAGCAAUGAACAUAUAAAUUAUAUUUUAUGAACUCAUGUUAAAAAUUAAUGCAUUCAAAAGAUCGCGUCUUUGCUAAUUGUUAGUUAAUGUUAGCUACGGUAUUAAUUAAUGUUAAAGAAUUUUACCUUAUUGUAAAGUGUUACCAUGACAUCAGUAUGACGUUUGCCAUAGGGAUGUGCCAAAACCAAGGAGACAAGAAAAAAACUUAUUGUACUAGGUGCAAAAACAACAAAAAGGUUCAAAACAUUUAUCAAUCUGCAGAUAUAUGUAGCCAGUGCUAAAAUAUUAACCUUGCCACAUUGACAACAAUGAUAUAAUAAACCUAUAGAUCCUUUUUUUGUACAAGAAUCAACAAUUGUACUCUCAAAUUGCUAUUCAGUGUCAUUUUGGCCUUGUUUACAUACGUUUUUUGAGGUUUAUAUUGUUUUGUAUUAUGAAAUUGAGAUAAAAAUGCUUGUUAAUGUGUUUAAUGCUGCUUCUUAUAUACGAUGACAGUGCAAUGUUUUAAGCGUUUAUGAUUUGUGGUGAUAUAUUCAGCGAUCCCAUUAUCAUUUUUUAGAUUGACUUAUGUGUCAUGACAGAAAUCAAAGCUAUGCUCCUUCCCUCGUGUUAAAACAAUGUGUCAGCUACUGAAGUGAGUGGGAAGGUGGAAAGCAAUGACGGUAGUGCAAGAGACAAGCGGUGAAGGAGGAACAAGGGGAAAGAGAGAGAGAGAGAGAGAGAGAGAGAAAAAACAGCGAUAUAGGUCACUUGAAACGUGUGAUUUGUAUUUAGAUGGACACGUCCAGUUACCGGGGACACAGAGCGACGCUAAAAGUUGCCGUUAGUAUCGACGACAGCCAUGUGAUUCGGUUUAACUUACUUUCUGAAAGGUGACAGCUUAAAUUGGAGUUUUAGAUUUAGAGAAAUUUAGAGAUUUAGAGACGCAAAUGAAAAAUGCUGUGCCUUUAGCAGUUUGCUUUAGGGCAAAGAAAAGUGUGCCUGACGUUUUUAAAUGACAAAAAAAAAGAAACAGUAUGUUAAUAAUACUAUAAGCAUAUACUUAACAUUUCCAUCUCAUUUUGUAUUUCUGUUGCCUUACUUUCGAAAUGUCCUUAUGCAAACAGUAAACAAUGCCUUUGUAUCCUUUUAUGAUUUGCCUGUUGCCUGUAAAUACUGCAAUGUGAAUAAAAGCUUUUACAGUUUA